CUCGAAUGGUAUUAUAACAACGUGAAGAGUCGCUUCAAGAGGUUCGGCAGCGCCAAGGUUCUGAAGACUCUGUACAGGAAGCACAUCAUCGAGAGAGGAGCGCUCUCCGAUCUGCCCGAAAGCAGCGCUCACGAGGGAAGCACCGGCAACGACAACGAUGGCAGCGUCUGUGACAGCGACUCCGCCUUCUACAAACAGAGCGAAGGACACAGUAUGGCCGAGACGCUCACAGUCGCCCUGCGUGUCGCUGAGGAGGCGAUAGAGGAAGCCAUCGCUAAGGCGGAGGAGUUCAGUGACAGCUUGGAGAAGCAGAAUGAGGCUCGAUAUCUGCAGGACCACAAAGAGGAACUCAUAGAAGAACUCGCCACAACUAUCGUACAAAAAAUCAUCCAGAGGAGGAAGCGCUCGGAGAUGCAGACAGAGUACGACUUUGUCUGGCCGCAGCCUCAGAAUCUGAUCCAGCCCGGAGAACUCGCCUCUCCGUCGCAGCCUCAAGCGUCUUCACAAGCCCCCCAGGACCCUCUGAAGACCUCCUACUCUCUGUGGCGUUCGCGCUCAGCGUUCUCCCUCACCAGUGACGACUCCCCAGAGAAGGGUCUGGAGGAAGAGGGGGGGGCCCGGGCCGGUGGAGGGUCACAAGAUUACACCUCUCUAAAGAGGGAGGGCAAGGCCACAGCACUCCCCAGCUGGAAGAGUGUGGACCGCCUGGACAACUCCAGUGCGUCCUCGGUGCUCCAGAGUCCGGACGGGAACUGGAUCGCUCUACACAGCUCCCAGCUGUCCCGGCCCAGCCUGCUGACCAAGAGGAAGAGCCUGGUGUUCAGCGCGCUGGAGAAGGAGUCCGGCGUGGUGUCGGCGUACGACGGGAUGGGGUCCGACUCUGAGCCGGACGACGAGGGCGGCUGGGGGGCGGCGCUGAGACAGUUCAGGCGCAAAAUGUCCGACGAGACGUACUACACGGACUCUCAGCACGACCCCGAGUGGACGUACACGCAGCACCUGCCCGUCACCUCCCCCUCCUCCGGCCAGUACACCAACACAGAGACGCUCAACUCGGACUCCGAGGCCUCGUCCGUGCUGUCGGCCUGUCCCCGAAAACCCCCCCACAACCUGCUGAGGAAGAAAGGACCCCCCCCCGACACACACCUGCACCCCCCCCACCAGCCGCUGUACCACCAGAACCUCUCCCCGUACCCAGUGCCCUCAGAGGCCCUGGACGUCAACUUCAACCCCAAGGUGACGGGGGACAGCAGUGAGGCGGAGGAGAAGAAGAUCGACCCCGUCAGGAGGUCACGGAGACGCAGGAAGAGCAAGAGAGAGUCUUCAUCAGAGCAGAGAGCUGCAGGGAGCCACGCUCAGUCCAUCUACCCUCUAGCUCAGGAGAACAGUGGUUUCCUCCUCAACGCUCUCCUGAAGCGGGGCCUCAGUGAGGAGCAGUCAGUUCCCGACCCUGUGCCAUCAGCUGCACCGGACGCCUUCAAAUCAGACGCCAUGACCCCUGAGCCAGAGGACUUGGACACGGUGGCUCCAAAUUCAGCGGCCCCCAGCCCUCCACAGCCCCAAUCUGUGGCCCCGGGACCCCCGCCUGCAGACUCUCUGGAGGAGGAGCUGAGGGCCAGACUCAGCCAGCUGGUCAGCAGAGCAAACAGCAAAGACUGCAGCUCGUCGGAGGAAGAGGAGGAAGAGGAGGAGAGCACGAAAGACACCGAGAGACAGAGAGGAAGUGACAGACUGAGUGAAGAAAGAGAGGAAGAAAGUGAGACGGUGGAACAAGGGAACGGACCGGAGGAGAGACUAAUAAAGAGUCCUUCAGAGAGGGAGGAGACGAGGUUAGAGAUGGGGGUCGAGUGUUUGGAAGAGAAGGUAGAAGAGUGGGAGCCAAAGAGAGGAGACAAGAGAGAGAGUAAGAGACAACACAAGAGAGACGCUGAGAAGGAGGCGAGGAGGAGUGGAUCCAGCGCCAGUUCACCUGCUGUUACUCCAUCCUUCCAGGAGGGGGCGCUGUCAGACAACCAGGAGGAACAGCAUGACUUGGAGCAACAGCAGAGGCUUCAGUUGCUCUCCUCUCUCUUGCAGCAGCAGAAGUACUCGGCGGCCUCUCUCUGCAGCAUCACCACGGAGGUGCUGAAGGUGUUGAACGCCACAGAGGAGCUGAUCGGAGAGGCAGGAGGAGAGAGCUUCAGCCAACAGAGCCCCUCAGCGCCCCCCCCCGUGUCCAACAGCGCCGACACCCGCCAGCUGGACCAGAGGCUCACCAAGAUGGAGGAGAACGUGUACCUGGCUGCAGGUGAGGUGUACGGCCUGGAGGGGGAGCUGGGGGACCUGGAGGAGUGCGCACGCAGCAUUCAGAGCGGCACCAGCGACACAGAGCUGUCCUUCCUGGAGGACCAGGUGGCCUCUGCUGCCGCCCAGGUGCAGCACUCUGAGAUACAGAUUUCGAACAUCGAGGCGAGGAUAUCCGCUCUGAAAACAGCUGGGUUGAAUGUGAAUGUCUGCAAUCAUUUCUCCAAGUUCAAGCCAAAGGCCAAGCCUCAAACCCUGGACUCAUCACGCCAUCAGAGGAGGAAGCUCCCUGCCCCCCCACUGAAAGAGAAGUUGGAGCCAGAGCAACAGGUGAAAGUGUUUCGGCCGUAGUGACAGUCAGCAGCACAAGGAGUCCCUCAGGGCGGUUUCAGAGCCCCAGGGACGGGCCCCUCUCAUCCAGUGCCUUGACCCAGUGCCCGCCUCCAGGCCAAUCAGGGGCCAACACCUGCCCUGUGACCCUAAAAGCACUCUGUCGGUACCCUGUCAGUCAAAAACCGGCAAAAGAGACAACUGGCUCUUUCGUCUUUCCCAUGAAUCGUCCAUUUCUUCACUUCGUAACAUAAAGCAAGGAUAACUCGACAGUCUGCCUUAAAUAUCUGCAAACAAUCCUCAUGGCCCUACAGAAAAAUAACAUCUGUACAGACAAGAAUAACUCUCAUUCCCCUUUUCUAUCUGUUUGCAAGAGUAUUGUGAUUUACUGUACAAUGAAGACGUGGAAAAAUCAAGUGAAACUUUCUGUGAUCCAGUGUUUUAUACUGCAUCCUCUUUCUCAACAGGUGACAUGUCAAACUCUAAGCCCCCCCCUCAGAGCUUUUAUGGAUGAUUUCCACACACAGCUAUCAGAUGGUAAUCCUCAUUGGGGAAUGAUUGUAACACCUUUGAUAUGUUAACCAUUUUAAUAAUUCAUGCACUUGCCAGAAAAUAAGGGUUAGACACACAAGGUAUCAGGGCCACGACUGUUUUCGUCCUUCCUUCCUAACUAGAGGGCUAAAAAGGAAAAACAAAGCACAUUUGAGAAAUCAUUUAUCCCUUCUUUACGGCCUCAAAUAAAGUAGUUACAUGAUUGGUAUCGGGAAAUAACGUUUUGACUAGAUUUACAGACAAAGAUCAAAACUACAGUAGAGUGUGUACAGUUCAUAUGAAGCCUGUUAGCUUAGUUUAGCAUAAAGACUCUAGCUUGCUAGCUUGACUUCACAAAGGUUAUGAUAUUAGCAGCACUUCUAAAGUUCACCUUUACAUACAUAUAGAGAUUUAUAUUUUUGUUUUAACUGUACAAAAGAUAGACAUAUAUUGUUCCGUCAAACAGAGCCAGUCUAAAUGUUUCUCCUGAAUUUCAGUCUUUAAGCUAAGCUAAGCUAACCAGCUAAUUAACUUCAUAACAAGGCAGACACGCGAUUCUCAUAAAAUGAAAAGGUGUAUUUCCCAUAUUGUCCAACUAUUCUUCAAAUACAUGUCGAUGAAGUGCUUUCCCAAGUAUUAUUAAAGCUACGUAGAAACAGACACAGCCUUAAUAUGAGGGCUAUGCUUUUACAUUGAAACGAGUGAAACUAAUGUCUGAAUGUCAGACAAACUCAACUCAGGUCUGACAUUCAGGUUUGCCAACUUUCCCCCUGUUCAGUAUUCUUCAACCUAAAGUCAUUUUCUUUGUUUACUUUCAAACGUUGUGGCCUUUUUUUUUUAAACAAAAAGGUAUUUUCAUGUUUUAACCUUUCGCUGUGUCAUGUCCACACUUUUGUGUUGCAUUCAUUCAAUCUUGCAAAGAUUUUUUACAUAAUGAAGUCACAUGGGCUAUAAAACAAAUGCCAUGAAACCAUGAUUUUGUUACAAGCAAUUUAUUUUUGUACUUACUGAACGUUUUUAUGCAACAUCACUGAUAUAAGUACUAUUGCACAUUGAAGGCUUUAUUCUCUCCUCAAAGGAGCCCUCCUCAGUCGGUUCUAUCUCACUCUCAUGACUCAAAGUGCUUUCAGUGUACGCCUGCAUUUACCAUUUGAUAUUCUGCCAGUAAUGACGACGGUAAAUGGUGCAAAAACACGGGUGUCAACAGGCAUCUUUGGAGCGGCUAGUACACACUGAUUCACACUGUAUUUGUACUCCUUAAACACUAGAUUUGAGAAUACUGCCUUUCAGUUUUGGUUGUUUUUCUUUACUCUGUGACCACUUGCAUUAGUCAGGUUCUCAGUUAGCCAUGCAUACGGUUGUCAACGUUUCUGCAGAGUUGUUUUUGCUGAUGGACUGCUUGAACUGAAAAAGGUGUGAUGAUCCUCUGAAUGAAUGCUCUGCCCCUCUUCAUCCCAGCCUUUCACUUCUCGGGUUUUGCACAUUGAUCCUGUACUUUUGUCAAUCUUGUUCUCCGGAGGUGUCGAUGUAUAAAAGCAUGUUUCUGGUUUUAUCGAAAUUUGAUGUGAAAAUGUCCCAUGAGAAGCACAGCCACAAGGGUCCAAUCAUCAGUGUCCUGUAUUUUUCUAAUGUAAAAAAUAAUAUUAUCUCAUCACAGAAUUUAUUAAUAUAUGUAUAUGUGUGAAAAGAUGGAUAUGAUAUAGAAUAAUGUGUAUUGCCCAAUCAUAGUUGACCAAUCUUUCAGUGUUGUGUGCAAGAGACUGUGUAUAUUGUCCUGAGGGCGGGGUUCACGCAGGAAGUCGAAUUUACUGUAACGGUGUCUCGGGAUAAAUGAUGAGAUUCCCUCAGAGCUGCAGACAGAUCUCACUUUAAACCCAGUGAGAUGUAGGACUCUCACUUUAUGUGCAAUCGUUCGAUGCGCUCCAUAUGACAUGUUGGAGGAAAUGUUAUCAAGCAAAAAAUACAGAUUCUCUAUGUGCAGACAAACAUGUAUUAUGAAAUGAAUAAAAUUUGCAAACUUAAAAA
Gymnodraco acuticeps is the source of this 5169-nucleotide messenger RNA. Its product is annotated as rab effector MyRIP-like. Gene Ontology annotation, molecular function: myosin binding; actin binding. NCBI's taxonomy places the organism in Eukaryota, Metazoa, Chordata, Actinopteri, Perciformes, Bathydraconidae. Gene Ontology annotation, cellular component: cortical actin cytoskeleton. The record is from RefSeq and is a predicted model, not a curated record.